CAGUUUUUCUGGUUCCCCCUGGAUGAUCUUGGUUCCUCCCUAAGCCCUGGGACCUCAGCGACCCGAGUUUUGCACUUUCCUCUCCCUGUGCUGUGUUAGCUCAAGGAGGAGCAGGAGAAACUUGGCUAUUCCUGUCCUGCCGGAGCUGCUCAGGCUGCUCUGUGUCUUUAAGGGGCUGACCCGAUCCCCCGGUGAGCCAUUAUAAAGGCAGGUAAGCAGCAGUGCUCAGUAAAGUGCUGAGAGCUCAGCAGGGUGCAGCUGUCCCGUUAUGACUGGCCACCACAGUUGGGGAUAUGGGCAGGAUGACGGACCUUCGGAGUGGCACAAGUCUUAUCCUAUUGCCCAAGGGAACCGUCAAUCACCUAUUGAUAUAAUUUCUGCAAAAGCAGUCUAUGACCCUAAGCUGAUGCCACUUGUUAUCUCCUAUGAAUCCUGUACAUCCCUCAACAUCUCCAACAACGGCCACUCAGUUAUGGUUGAGUUUGAAGAUACUGAUGACAAGACAGUGAUCAGCGGCGGCCCCUUUGAGAGUCCCUUUCGGCUAAAGCAGUUCCACUUUCACUGGGGGGCAAAGCACAGCGAGGGAUCAGAGCAUACAAUUGAUGGCAAACCUUUUCCAUGUGAGCUCCACUUAGUUCACUGGAAUGCCAAGAAGUAUGCAACGUUUGGAGAAGCAGCAGCAGCUCCAGAUGGCUUGGCUGUAGUUGGUGUUUUCUUGGAGAUUGGAAAAGAACAUACUAGUAUGAACAGACUCACCGAUGCUUUUUACAUGGUAAAAUUUAAAGGGACAAAAGCUCAAUUUAGAAGCUUCAACCCCAAAUGUCUCCUGCCUUUGAGUCUAGAUUAUUGGACGUACCUUGGAUCUUUGACAACACCACCCCUUAACGAGAGUGUAAUAUGGGUAGUGCUGAAAGAACCCAUCAGCAUUUCUGAGAAACAGCUGGAGAAGUUCCGCAUGCUCCUCUUCACCAGUGAGGAUGACCAGAAGGUCCAGAUGGUAAAUAACUUCCGCCCCCCUCAGCCACUUAAGGGGAGAACAGUUCGAGCUUCCUUCAAGGCCUGAAGAGAACUGAUAAUGGCACCGGGAUAUCUAAAAGCUUCCACAUAAGUGACCAUAAAUCUGGUGUUUAGAUCACUCAUGGAACAUGCCAGAUAGCCAUUUCCAAGAAGGCUCUGUACUCAAAGGGAGACAAACAUUUUCUGGUGCUGUGUUUUAUUUGAAACACACAAUUUUAACACAGGCUUAGAUCUUUUUAACUAGAACUCCUUUUAGUACAAAGAAUAGAUAGUGAUCUGGAUCAUUCUCUUGGAGUUAAGAUGAAACUGAAAUCCUACUUUAUAUAAGAUGGGAAAUAGGUGGUAGUUAUUAAUGCUGAUGAUUACAUCUUCUAAUGGUCUAAUAUGUGGUGAAACAAGAGUUGAAAUUUGGGUGAACUGGACUUAAUUUUUUCUUAGAUUUUUCUUGUUAGUGUUUGCUGAGCUCUCUCUGACUAAUAAGAUUUUUGCUAUCUUUGCUGUCUGUUGACACAAAGUAGGCUAGCAGCACCCAGAAAAGGUUCCGUAUUCACUUCAUAGAGACACUGAUAUGAAAACCCUGUAUUUCAAAAUUAGUAUUCUAAGAUACUAUGGUACAGCUAUUUCCACAUAAGUAAUGUAAAUUCUCUGUGAUCCAAAACAGGCCAUGUUGGUUAUUGCACAAGACUGUUUAGACAGAAAUUAUUUUAACCUAUGCAACACACAUAAUUAUAACUCCCUCAUUAAGUUUGGUGAGAAGGAACAUCUGUAGCAAUUCAGGUAUGUACACGUGGCUAUCUAAAUUGUUCAAAUUCUACCUCAGUUAAGUGAUUUGCUCUGCAAUAUGACCUCCUUCAGCGUCUGCCCGAAGAAUGUAUAUGUAUUUUUUCACUCUAAGGAUCUUAUGUGGGUAGACCUUGAUUGCACUGAAUGUACGCUACUGCACAAAUCACCCCAUAGCUAUGGCAAUGUCAGGGAUCUUAUCUGUACUGAAUCCUGAUACAUCUUCAAAAUAGCCACUUUAGAAAAGCCAUGUUUUUGUACUGCUGCUUCUUGCAGCUUAGUGAAAUAAAUCUUCAGCCCUUUGUGUCCAGUAAAAUAGUGAUGUCAUCUGUACCUAUUGUCAGUGUAUUUUCAGUUGCUUUAUUUCUAGGUUUCAGAUAUUUCACUUAAUCUGCGCAUUUCAGACAAAUUACUGAUGUCUAUUGGUUUUCAGCUUUUGAAAUUAAGAAUCAAAAGCUGUAAGUAUUAAAGUAAAACCUUAAAGUCAGAGGGAGAGGGGAGGGAAGGAUGGGCUAGAACACUUACAGGUGGUUCUCCUUGUUCAGAAAGGGAAACAAAAAUAGUAGACAUGGAGCACAGUGCAAGGGAUGAAAGAUUUUAGUUCUAGACCAAACUCCUACAAUUUUUUUUGGCACACUGAUACAAAACAUUCUGUUCCUCACUUUAUUCUGCGAUAAAAUGAAAGUAACACUAAUAUCUACCUCACAGGAGUACUGUGAGGGAUGUUUUGUUUUAAAUUUGAGACUCCUAUAUGGAAGAUGCCAGAAGAAAUUAAAACCAUUAUAAAAUGCAAUGUUUUUAGCUGUAUAUAUAGAUGUAAUUUGGCUAGUUUUGAAAACUGCUAUUGCAAAAACUCCAUUUAUGUAUCUUAAUUUCUUUACCAAGUUAAAUAAAUGAUACUUAAAAAUCGUG
Coturnix japonica (Japanese quail) is the source of this 2709-nucleotide messenger RNA. It is a transcript of the gene CA7, whose product is annotated as carbonic anhydrase 7. NCBI's taxonomy places the organism in Eukaryota, Metazoa, Chordata, Aves, Galliformes, Phasianidae. Gene Ontology annotation, cellular component: cytoplasm. Gene Ontology annotation, biological process: regulation of intracellular pH. Gene Ontology annotation, molecular function: carbonate dehydratase activity; zinc ion binding. The record is from RefSeq and is a predicted model, not a curated record.